Molecule: messenger RNA, 2288 nt
Organism: Rattus norvegicus (Norway rat)
Lineage: Eukaryota; Metazoa; Chordata; Mammalia; Rodentia; Muridae
Gene: Nabp1
Product: nucleic acid binding protein 1
Exons: 6
Coding region: 182-778 (198 amino acids)
Cellular component (GO): nucleus; chromosome, telomeric region
Source: RefSeq, marked provisional
UUUUUUUUUCCCCCUUUCGGCUUGGCGCCUCUAGGGCUGGUUUCCCCGGCCCCUGAAUAACCGCUUCCCGACUCUGGUCGCCAGGCCUGCCUCAGGUUGCCCCCGGCUCUGCCCCUGGCCUCGGAGGGUGGGAAGCCUUGCUUAGAGGGUCUCUGAAGCUUAGCCGCACCUGCCUCUCAGUAUGCAUGGGGUCAACGACCCUCCUCUUUUUAUAAAAGACAUUAAGGCCGGACUGAAAAACUUAAAUGUCGUCUUUAUUGUCCUGGAGAUAGGACGAGUGACCAAAACCAAAGACGGCCAUGAAGUGAGAUCCUGCAAAGUAGCUGAUAGAACGGGAAGCAUCACUAUUUCUGUGUGGGAUGAGAUCGGAGGGCUCAUACAGACAGGGGAUAUUAUUCGAUUGACCAGAGGAUAUGCAUCAAUGUGGAAAGGAUGCCUGACACUUUAUACUGGAAGAGGUGGUGAACUUCAAAAAAUUGGAGAAUUUUGUAUGGUGUAUUCAGAAGUGCCAAAUUUCAGUGAGCCAAACCCAGAUUAUAGAGGACAGCAGAACAGAGUGGUACAAAAUGAACAGAAGGAUAAAAUGAACACCAGUAUAUUCGGGACAGUGGGAAAUGGUGUUCAGACUGGCCCUGAAUCUAGGGGAUAUCCUCUUCAAUAUGGCAGAAGCAAUGGCCCAGGACCCAUCAGUCCACAGCUACCAGGAGAACCUAGUAAUCAAACAGUCAGGACCACAAUAAGUAAUGCCAGAGAUCCGAGGAGAGCCUUUAAAAGAUGACCUAAGCCAAAGAGACACAUGUAGUUUUUAAACUACGUGACCUACUUGAACACUUAGUGCACUUUUAUUUAUUCUUAACUGUGAAAACUUUGUCUCUUACGGGUUUCCUUUUAUAUUUUUGGUUUGUUAAAAAGAGUGGUUGGUUUUUACUGAAAAACUGUUACGCUGCUCAGUUCCAUCCUGUUGAAGAAUAGGAACUCUGAAAAGCAGGAACAUUUAUUUUUAGAGCAAGGACUUACUGGGUAUCACUUGAAAACUUGUCCCUGUUUCAAGGGCGAGUUACUUAAGACACCAGCUUAUAUAUAGCUUCUGUGAGUCUGGCUUCUGCAUAAACUUUGUAAUGUUUGCCAUGAGGUUUAGUGGAAAAUGUUCUUUUGUCUCAAACUUGGAUAUUGCUACCUGAAGUAAUAAACACCCCAAGCCAGAAACUUGGUCAGUGCUGGCAACAUUUUUUGAGUGUUUGUGAUCCAGGAAUCCUAGAGUGACCGCCUGCCAUUAAGAUUUUUCCAAGGACAGAGUCAUCCCAAACUCUUGUUUAAUUACCAGAUAACCAGAUUCUUUAUCAGAAUUAUGGAAUAAAAUAUGUACUGUAACAAAUAAUUUUUAGAAGAAAACUGUUUAAGAUAAUGCUCUUAACAUUUUUUUUUGCAAACAUUGAAGAUUACAUUGAAGAAAAAUUUACAACUGAGUCCCUGAAUGUUUUAUUUUUGAAGUUACCAUGUUAAAUGUUAAAGUGUCAUUGGAGGGAUUGAAGGAAGCUAUAAUACCUUAUUGGACAGUGGUCUCAUUUAUUAAAGCUGUGCAGCACAACACAAGGCUAAUCUGAUUAUUUAAAAAAAGAACAAAUACUCAUGGUAGUUAUUGUAGUAAAUACAAGUCAAAUUGAAUUCAUAUAGCCAUGUGACCACCAGUUACAAGUAGUCAGUUAGAAGUAGACAUUCCUUUCUUCCAGGGCUGUGUGUGUGUAAAGUUUCUGAACAAGUCACAUAGCCUUACUAGCAAAAGUUAAAUGGCUCAAGAAGUGAUGAUACCUCUGUUAAGGUGCAAUUUGUGUGGUGGGACUUGACUUAUGGUGGGUAAUUGGUAAUUUUUUUCAUUGUUAGUAUUUGUCUCUCCUUAAAUAUUGUCUCUUGAGUAAAAACCUUGCUCUAAUGAUGACAUAUCUACCUACCUUUUUUUACUCUCAGUAAACAUGGAGAGCUCAGUCCAUUUUACUGAAGUUGUAAUCAGCUUCAGUCUGGCUGCUCCCCAGUUUUGUACGUGUCAUUUCUCCUUACCUCAUAUUGUAAAAUAAGUAAGCUUUUGUUCAACUUCUAUAGCAUUUGAAUACAAUUUGUGUCAGGUUCUGAUCUAAUUCAGUUUAACAGAUUUUCAGUGUGCACUGUAGCAGGCUUUGUGUGGUGAUUAUCAUAGCAUUUUGAGAAGUCACAAGGAGUUUACUUUGGUUUAUAGGUACAGGGCUUUGAUAUUUGUCAUUUGUUCAUAUAUUAAUAAUUACUGCUGAUUUGGA